GCCAUCCCUCCAUCUCUUCUGUGUAUCUGUGAGCUGAGAAACAACCAUGAAGCUGAAGCUGAAGCUGCCGAACCCGGGUCUGGAGCAGCGGAUCCCGUCUCACAGUGAGCUGGAGAAGCUGGAGCUGCAGGAGGCUGGAGAGCGGCCCAAGUGGGACAACAAAGCCCAGUACAUGCUCACCUGUGUGGGCUUCUGUGUGGGGCUCGGGAACGUCUGGAGGUUUCCUUACCUGUGCCAGAGCCAUGGAGGAGGAGCGUUUAUGAUCCCGUUCCUGAUCCUGCUCGUCCUGGAGGGAAUCCCGCUCCUGCAUCUGGAGUUCGCCAUCGGCCAGAGAUUGAGGAGGGGUAGUGUCGGCGUCUGGAGGUCCAUCAACCCAUAUCUGCUGGGAGUCGGUAUCGCCUCUAUGCUGGUGUCCUUCAUCGUGGGCAUGUACUAUAACACCAUCAUCGCCUGGGUCAUGUGGUACUUCUUCAACUCUUUCCAAGACCCUUUACCCUGGAGCCAGUGUCCUAUUAAUGGCAGCAGGACAGGGUUUGUGUCGGAGUGUGAGCGCAGCUCUCCAGUGGAUUAUUUCUGGUACAGGAAGACUCUGAACACGACGCCGCACAUCGAGGACUCUGGCGGUCUGCAGUGGUGGAUGGUGCUCAGUCUGCUGUGUGCCUGGACGGUGCUGUGGGUUUGCUGCAUCAGAGGAAUCGAGACCACCGGGAAGGCAGUGUACAUCACCUCCACCCUGCCCUAUCUAGUGCUCACUAUCUUCCUGAUCAGAGGACUGACGCUCAAAGGUUCUGUCAGCGGCAUCAAGUUCCUCUUCACUCCCGAUGUGAAUGAGCUCCUGGAUCCGCAAACAUGGCUGGAUGCAGGAGCGCAGGUCUUCUUCUCCUUCUCUCUGGCGUUUGGAGGACUGAUCGCCUUCUCCAGCUACAACUCUGUGCAUAAUAACUGCGAGCAGGACGCCGUCAUCAUCUCUAUAAUCAACGGCAUGACAUCGAUUUACGCCGCCAUCGUCAUUUACUCCAUCAUUGGUUUCAGAGCCACCGAGAGGUUUGACGACUGUCUCAAUGGGAAUAUUCUGUCUCUGCUGAACGCGUUUGACCUGCCGGAGGGAAGCAUCAUUGAGGGUAACUACACUGAGGCUAUUCAGCAGCUCAACAUCAGCAGACCAGACAUCAUUCAGGAGCUGCAGCUGAAAACCUGCGACAUGCAGACGUUUCUGAGCCAGGGUGUUGAGGGAACGGGUCUGGCGUUUAUCGUCUUCACUGAGGCCAUCACUAAGAUGCCGGUGUCUCCUCUGUGGUCAGUGCUGUUCUUCAUCAUGCUCUUCUGCCUCGGGUUGUCCACCAUGUUCGGCAGUAUUGAAGGUGUUGUGGUGCCGCUGCAGGAUCUCGAUAUCCUCCCAAAAAAUUGGCCAAAGGAGGCAUAUACAGCUUUGGUGUGUGUGGUGUCUUUCGCUUUCGCCAUUAUAUUCGCUCAGGGCUCAGGGGAAUAUUGGCUCGCUCUGUUCGAUGGCUUUGCCGUAUCCAUUCCUCUGCUGAUCAUCGCCUUCUGCGAGAUGAUGGCUGUAUCGUACGUUUACGGCAUUGACAGAUUCAAUGAUGACAUCAAGUUCAUGAUCGGCCACAAGCCCAACAUCUUCUGGCAGGCCACCUGGAGACUCAUCAGUCCUCUGAUAGUGCUGGUCAUCUUCCUCUUCUACUUCGUCACCACCGUCAGCAAAAAACUGACAUACAUCGCCUGGGACCCGGAGUCUGAGAACUUCCCGACCCUGUCCGUGCUGCCGUACCCAGGCUGGAUUUCUGCCAUCAUCUUCAUUCUGGCCGGUAUUCCAGUGUUGGUCAUUCCCACAGUAGCGCUGGUCAGACUCAUCAGGAACCGCUGCUGCAAGAAAGAGGAAACACACGCCACAGAGACACCAUACUCCAUCUCUGAUAGAGUACAGAUGAUGGAGGAGACGGAGCAAAACAACCCCAUCAGCACUGCAUUACACUGACACACACACACACACACACACACACCGCAGAAACACCACAACCCAUCUCUGACAGGUUACAAAUGAUGGAGGACAACAACCCCACCACCCCAGAACUCCACUUUCACACACACACACACACACACACACACACCACCAUACUCCAUCUCUGACAGGAUACAGAUGAUGGAGACAGAGCAAAACAACCCCACACUCCACUGACACACACGCACACACACACACACACACACACACACACACACACACACACACACACACACACA
This is a messenger RNA of Danio rerio (zebrafish), 2253 nucleotides long. The record is from RefSeq and is a predicted model, not a curated record. NCBI's taxonomy places the organism in Eukaryota, Metazoa, Chordata, Actinopteri, Cypriniformes, Danionidae.